This is a messenger RNA of Nilaparvata lugens (brown planthopper), 2669 nucleotides long. RefSeq names its product coiled-coil domain-containing protein 149. The coding region runs from base 195 to 1496 and encodes 433 amino acids. The record is from RefSeq and is a predicted model, not a curated record. The transcript has 9 exons. NCBI's taxonomy places the organism in Eukaryota, Metazoa, Arthropoda, Insecta, Hemiptera, Delphacidae.
AUUUGUUCACUGUGACUGCGCUAAUUUAAUAACGUAUUUUAAAUAAAGUUGUUUUGUUAUUAAAUUAUAAUCUUUGUAAUCAUGUUCAGAUUUAUAUUGAGAUCUAAGGAUGUUUGUUUGAUAUAAUAAUAUGUUUGUAGCAUGACGGUUUACACUGGAAUCUUAAAUACAAAUAAGGAAAACUGAACUCAAACAUGGAUCAAUAUGCUGAUAACUACAUUGCUGAGAACGGUGUCCUACGUCGCAAACUACAGAGCAAGGCAGAGGCGUUACUAAUCCUCAGUCAAGAGCUGGAACAAUGCCGGACAGAAAGAGAUCAAUUCAAAUUAAUGGCAGAACAAAUCCAGGGUCGAUAUUCAAAGCUCAAGAAAAUCUGCCCAGAUUCGAUUAUCGGUUACGGCUCAGCACAUCUUCCUGGUAAAAGUGUAGCUCAACUAGUGGAAGAGUUGAGUGAGAAGAAUAAAGCGCUUAUUCUAGAACAGGACGAUCUCAAACAGAAACUCAAAGAUGCCUAUGGUGAUAUCAAGGUGCUCCGCGCCGGCUUGCUGCAGCGCGCACGCAACGCAGCGGCAGCCAACAACCACGGAGGCGGCAGCUCAGCGGAGGCGGAGUCGGCGCCCGGCCACCAGCGCGAGGAGCUGGUGUCGCGGCUGGAGGCGGCCGGUGCUCGCUGCACGCAGCUGCAAGCGGACGUGCGACAGCUGCUGGACGACAAGGAGGAGAUGGAACGGGAGUGCGACGCCUACCGAUGCAAGGCGCACCGACUCAAUCACCAGCUGGCCAUCCUUCUCAGGUCCCGCGCCGAUCCGCACGGCAACGCCUUGAGGGUGGUUGAUAUCGAUGCGCUCGUCAUGGAGAAUAGGUACUUGCAAGAACGACUGGAACAGUUACAAGAAGAGAAAGAAAUGUCACAGCAAACUCUUUCAAAAUACAAGGCGAUGCUGGAAAAGAAGCGACAGAAGGGCAGCCUGAAGCUAGGUCACAGUGGUGGGGGUGGUGGUGGUCUGGUGGUGUCGCACAAACAGGUGCACCAACUGUUGAGCGACGAGGGACCGCCGGCCGAGAACGCCCUUGUCGAACUGCGCUCGCUGUGCCUUGCUCUGUUGGAGGCACUACAAGACAAGUCACUCGCGCUUGCGCACCAGAAAAAGUCAAACAGGAUCCUAGCCGGCCGAGUAAGAGAACUGGAACAGAGAACAGAAGUUGUGUUUCCAUCACAAAUGCUGCUGCAGGGCUAUUCGGGUGCGCAAGUCGACAAAGAACAAAUGGUCAUUCCAAUACCUGAAGUUACAGCCCAGAACAAUGGUGAACAAUCAAGCUAUACCACGACUGCCUCUAAAAUUACAAAAAUUGACAAUGAUUCUAAAGAUGAGAAGAUUUCUAGUCCUGACAACAGUAUUGGUGAUGAAGACGCAUUACCUCCUCGGUUACAGCAGUUAGUGUUGUCAGCAAUGAAAGAAAUUGAGGCAGAACCAACGUCUGUCACCGUCAACUGAAUUCUCAGUUGUCUUUGUACUAUUCUCUUGCCUACAUUACUUCCGCUUCGAAGCAAUUUCUGCUUUCUGCAUAUCAACUCAAUGAUAACUUUGAAACCUGUGACUGUACUGAAAUCUGCUUGUCACGCUUCUGGUGAAUAUCGGUUACUUGGUAAUUGCUUGUCGAUCGACUUUAAGGGCGAGACUAUAUUAGGCGUUUUUUCAGGCGCCCAAUCAGUCAAUCGGAGAGCUUCCUGCCCUGCCGACUCUAAAAACGCCUAAUAUGGUUUCACCCUUACUGUCGAUGAAUCGCAUUUUUCGAAGAGUUGUUUUAUCGGCCCACUGUAAAGUUCCCAAUAAUUCUGUGUCAUACUGUUGACAUUCUCAAUUUUUCAAAUUUUAUUCUAAGCUUUGAUCUCAUCAGAAACUAGUCAAAUCAACUUGAGAAAAAUAAGCGUGACUCAAUAAAUUUGAUUUUUAGGUAUUUUAAUCAUAUUAACUACUAGUCAUUCAGAGAAAAAAAUGCAAAUUGCUUGUUAAUGAAAUAAUGCGAAAAAUCCGAGAAAAAUGCAAAUUGCUAAUAUAAUAAUUAUUUAACAAGUACAGUUCAUUGUUCGUGAUAUUUAAUUAUUUUUAUAUCUACAUUUAUUUAUUUUAUUAAAUUAUUUUCAAUAUAUGGAAUGAACAUAUCAGGAACAAAAUCAUGUGUUCGAUUAUUGUAAUUCUAUAUUAAUAAACUGAUACUUUCCAAUUAUUUGAAUUUACUGCAAAUAAAGAGAAGCUUUAUUGCGUUAAGGAUGACUUUUGUAAACUCUCCUAGAUAGUUUUUAUUUGGUAUAUUUUAUAAUUUAUUAAAUCUUAUGCAGCAAAGCCUGAAUGGAUUUGAAAAUAACGAUCAAUUUUUCAAGUACGUAUGCAAUAAGAAACAGGCCCGGUUGCACGUAAUUUUCAUUUAACCUGUGUUUAAAGACGUGAUUCGCUUCUCUUAUUGGUUCUCGUGUUAUUCAACCGUAAUUUGAUUACAGUUAUAUUUAAUAGACAUACGUGCAAACUUGUUUUACGUACGUAUUUUAUCCAUGUGCAGAAUUCAUAUAAGAGUAUUUUAGAUUAAUCAGGAAUGAUAAUAUAAAACUGUUGUAACCAAAGAAUGUUAUUAUAUAUUUGAUUCUAAAUACAGUAUUUUAUGAUGAUUAA